Messenger RNA from Sceloporus undulatus (fence lizard), 1583 nucleotides. It is a transcript of the gene FOXA2, whose product is annotated as forkhead box A2. The transcript has 2 exons. Lineage: Eukaryota; Metazoa; Chordata; Lepidosauria; Squamata; Phrynosomatidae. The coding region runs from base 78 to 1457 and encodes 459 amino acids. Gene Ontology annotation, biological process: regulation of transcription by RNA polymerase II; cell differentiation; anatomical structure morphogenesis. The record is from RefSeq and is a predicted model, not a curated record. Gene Ontology annotation, molecular function: RNA polymerase II cis-regulatory region sequence-specific DNA binding; transcription factor binding; protein domain specific binding.
CCCGCUCCCUCUCUCUCCCUCUCCCUCUCUCUCUCUCUCUGUCGUCGCUUGUUGUGGCUGUUAAAUUUUAAACUGCCAUGCACUCGGCGUCCAGUAUGCUGGGAGUGGUGAAAAUGGAAGGACACGAGCACGCGGAGUGGAGCAACUACUACGGCGAGCCGGAGGGCUACUCGGCCAUGAACGCCGGCCUGGGCAUGAACAGCUACAUGGGCAUGGCCGGCAUGGGCACGGCGGCGGGCAACAUGACGGGCUCCGGAGGCUCGAUGGGCAUGUCGUACGCGGCGGGGCCGGCGGGGAUGAGCCUCUCCCCGGGCGCGGGGGCCAUGGCCGGCAUGGCGGCCCACCUGAGCCCCAGCCUGAGUCCGCUGGGGGCCGGGGCCGGCUCGAUGGGGGGCCCGCUGGGCGCUUAUUCGGCUCUGAGCCCCGUCGGGGGCGGCGGGGGCGGCGGGCCCUACGGCGGGGGUCCCCCGGGUCCCUCGGGCUCCGUCGGGGGCCUGGGCCGGGCCCGGGACGCCAAGAGCUACCGCCGGAGCUACACUCACGCCAAGCCGCCCUACUCCUACAUCUCUCUGAUCACCAUGGCCAUCCAGCAGUCGCCCAACAAGAUGCUGACGCUGAGCGAGAUCUACCAGUGGAUCAUGGACCUCUUCCCCUUCUACCGCCAGAACCAGCAGCGCUGGCAGAACUCCAUCCGCCACUCGCUCUCCUUCAACGACUGCUUCCUCAAAGUGCCCCGCUCCCCGGACAAGCCCGGCAAGGGAUCCUUCUGGACCCUCCACCCGGACUCCGGCAACAUGUUCGAGAACGGCUGCUACCUCCGGCGCCAGAAGCGCUUCAAGUGUGACAAGCCCCCCGGGGCGGCCAAGCAGCAGCAUCAGCAGCAAUCCGGAGCCCCGGGGGGCUCUCCGGCCUCGUCGGGGGGCUCCUCUUCAUCGCACGGCAAGAAGGCAGCCGCCCAGCCCUCGCAGCAGCCCGAGCGCCCCGACCUCCCCAACGGCGGAGCCCCCGAGUCGCCCCACUCCAGCGCCUCCCCCUGCCAGGAGCACAAGCGGGGGCCCCUGGGCGACCUCAAGGGCCACCCGGAGCCCGCCCCGUCCCCGGCCCAGCAGCAGCAGCAGCAACAGCACCUGUUGGCCCAGCACCACCUGGCCUCCCACGAGGCCCACCUCAAGGCCGAACACCACUACGCUUUCAACCACCCCUUCUCCAUCACCAACCUCAUGUCCUCCCCGGAGCACCACCAGCACCCCCCGCACCCCCACCAGCACCCCCAGCACCAGCACGACCCCAAGGCCUACGAGCAGGUCAUGCACUACACCAGCUACGGCUCGCCCGUCGCCGGCAGCCUCGCCAUGGGCCCCGUCGCCAACAAAAGCCCCCUCGAGGCCUCCCCGCUGGGGCCCGACGCCGCCUACUACCAAGGGGUCUACGCCCGGCCCAUCAUGAACUCCUCCUAAAGGGACCCCUGGCCGCCUGGCCGCCCUUCCUUCCCUUUUUCCUUCCUUCCUUCCUUCCUUCCUUUUGUGCUUCCUUCUUCUGCCUCCUUUACUCCCUCCUUUCCUUUUUUCCUCCCUCCCUUCCCU